AUAACUAGAUCUGUCCGACCCGAUCAGUUUCCCUCCUCUUUUUCCCGCCAAGAAAAACACAAACCCCGGCGAUUGGAUUUUGCAGAAGAAAAUCAAUUCGAUUCGAUUCAUAAUUUGAUACUGAGAAAAUGGAGAAGGAGACGGCAGCUCCGACGGGUUGCUACAAGUGCGGCCGGCCUGGUCACUGGGCGCGCGACUGUCCCUCAGCCCCUCCUUCCAACAAUUCCAAUACCGAUCCUCCUCCUUCCUCCAAACCCAAAACUCCCUUCACUUCUUUCAAGAAUACCUCCGCCUCUGGCUCUGGCUCUGCUGCAUUUAGAUCGGGACUCACCGACAAACCCGCUGCCAAACCCAAGAAGGUUUCGGCUCCGAGGACAAGGCCCAAGCUCACCCCUCAGCUCUUUCUCUCCGACGAGGGUCUCGGUUAUGUCCUCCGUCACUUCCCCCGCUCCUUCAAGUAUCGCGGUCGCGGCCACGAGGUCGGCGAUUUGGGGAACCUAAUUAAGAUGUAUGGUGAUUGGCACUCGCGUUUGCUUCCUUAUUUCUCAUUUGAUCAGUUCGUCCAUAAGGUGGAACAAGUUGCAACUACAAAACGUGUAAAGACAUGUCUUAGAGAAUUAAGAGAGAGAGUUGCAAAUGGAGGGGAUCCAGCAAAAUUGCACGAACCGCCAGUUGACCAAGACACUCAGCAUGAUGCACUUGCUAUGAGUUCUGAAGAAGUACAGCAUCAACAGGAAGCGUCCACUACAAAGAACCAUGAGGGUAACAAUGUACAGGAGGACAUAUUUCAGGAUAUUUUUGAAAAUGCGGUUGAAGAACCUUCCCAGACCUUACACUAUGAGAUGGUUUCUGCAAAAGAAUCACCUAAACAACCAAACGACAAUGUUAGUAACUCCAAAGAAAAUGAGAUCACAGAAGAACAGAAAGUCCGAAUGGAAGCUAACAGACUCAAAGCACUAGAGAAAGCAGCUGCCCGGGCCCGCCCACUGCAGGAUACAUAACUGUUCAUUUCAUUUUGUUGAAAUAUGCUUCUUGUAUUAUAAGAUUUUACACCAAUAGACAACUCCAUUUCUUUGUGGUCCUCCAUAUGACAAAUUGCAAAAGAGUUUCUCAUCAAAUUUAACUAUUUUCAAAAUGAA
This is a messenger RNA of Humulus lupulus (European hop), 1139 nucleotides long. RefSeq lists its product as uncharacterized. Bases 129 to 1001 code for a protein of 290 amino acids. Gene Ontology annotation, molecular function: DNA binding; zinc ion binding. Gene Ontology annotation, cellular component: replication fork protection complex; nucleus. Gene Ontology annotation, biological process: replication fork processing; DNA replication checkpoint signaling; DNA damage response. Lineage: Eukaryota; Viridiplantae; Streptophyta; Magnoliopsida; Rosales; Cannabaceae. The transcript is spliced from 5 exons. The record is from RefSeq and is a predicted model, not a curated record.